GCACUCGAAGAGAGAAACCGACGAAUAGUUGAGAAACAAUUGGAAAAAGAAAAGAAAGACAAAGAAUUGAAGGAAAAGAAGGAGUUUUUGGAAAAACAACGACAAGAGAGACAACGACUCAAGGAUUUGGAGAAAGAGAAGAAAGAAAAGGAGAAAACGGAGAAAGAGUUGGAAAGACUGAGACUUAAAGAAGAGAAACAGAAGGAAAAAGAAGACAAACAAAGAGAGAGAGAAGAGAUUCAGAAGGAAAAGGAUUUGGAGAAACAGAAGAAACUCGAGUACGAGAUCCACAUAGAAAUUUCCGAAAAGAAGCGCAAAUUAGAAGAAGAAAAGACGCGACGAUUAUCUGAGAAACAAAAGGCGUCCGAAGAAGAGCUCAGAAAACAAGAAAAACAGAGACAAUUGCUCUCAAACUUCUUCUCUAAACAGGCAUCGACUCAGUCGUCGAAUCGCAAGAGUAUUGUGACAGACGUUGAGACAAAUGUCAGCCCAUUGUUCCUACCCUUCGAGUUGGGAGUCAACCAAACCAUAGCACCAGUUGUCUCGCAAUUCGCCAAAAAGCGCUUCAAUCGGCAACAGUUGGACCGUUUGGUUGAGAUUCAAGAGUCAAAUGAACUGUAUUUGCAUUUAAUUAAAAGAAAUGAUUACAAAGUGUUUCGCUGUAAUAAACGCGAGAGAAGUGAACCCGAAAUCAUAAUCGAAAGCACUUCCGACGGCGACGAAGACAAUCAGUCAAAGAAGUAUCGCAUAAAACAUUUACAGUUUCACACGAAUGUGAGGCCACCCUAUAGGGGAACCUUCCGUAAGAGGAGUUCCCAAAUCAAUGGCAUUAAACCGUUCAACAAAGACACGGAUCUCUUUGAUUACGACGUGGAAAGCGAU
Medioppia subpectinata is the source of this 882-nucleotide messenger RNA. The record is from the annotation of a GenBank genome assembly. NCBI's taxonomy places the organism in Eukaryota, Metazoa, Arthropoda, Arachnida, Sarcoptiformes, Oppiidae.